GUCAACACUGGCUAGGAACCCUAUAUAAGCCAUCGUGUGAUUAAUAUUCAGACAUCGAUCAAAUAAACUUGAAUCAAAUCUCAAACUUGCAAAGAAACUUGAAAUAUUUUAUAACAAUGGGUGAUUCUACUGGUGAGCCGGGGAGCUCCAUGCAUGGAGUCACCGGUAGAGAACAAAGCUUUGCUUUCUCGGUGCAAUCACCAAUUGUGCAUACCGACAAGACGGCCAAGUUCGACCUUCCGGUGGACACAGAGCAUAAGGCAACGGUUUUCAAGCUCUUCUCCUUCGCCAAACCUCACAUGAGAACGUUCCAUCUCUCGUGGAUCUCUUUCUCCACAUGUUUUGUCUCGACUUUCGCAGCUGCACCACUUGUCCCUAUCAUCCGGGAGAAUCUCAACCUCACCAAACAAGACAUUGGAAACGCCGGAGUUGCCUCUGUCUCUGGGAGUAUCUUCUCUAGGCUCGUGAUGGGAGCCGUGUGUGAUCUUUUGGGUCCCCGUUACGGUUGUGCCUUCCUUGUGAUGUUGUCUGCCCCAACGGUGUUCUCCAUGAGCUUCGUGAGUGACGCAGCAGGCUUCAUAACGGUGAGGUUCAUGAUUGGUUUUUGCCUGGCGACGUUUGUGUCUUGUCAAUACUGGAUGAGCACUAUGUUCAACAGUCAGAUCAUUGGUCUGGUGAAUGGGACAGCAGCCGGAUGGGGAAACAUGGGUGGCGGCAUAACGCAGUUGCUCAUGCCCAUUGUGUAUGAAAUCAUUAGGCGCUGCGGUUCCACAGCCUUCACGGCCUGGAGGAUCGCCUUCUUUGUACCCGGUUGGUUGCACAUCAUCAUGGGAAUCUUGGUGCUCAAUCUAGGUCAAGAUCUGCCAGAUGGAAAUCGAGCUACCUUGGAGAAAGCGGGAGAAGUUGCCAAAGACAAAUUCGGAAAGAUUCUGUGGUAUGCCGUUACAAACUACAGGACUUGGAUCUUCGUUCUUCUCUACGGAUACUCCAUGGGAGUUGAGUUGAGCACUGAUAAUGUUAUCGCCGAGUACUUCUUUGACAGGUUUCACUUGAAGCUCCACACAGCAGGGCUCAUAGCAGCAUGUUUCGGAAUGGCCAAUUUCUUUGCUCGUCCAGCAGGAGGCUACGCAUCUGACUUUGCAGCCAAGUACUUCGGGAUGAGAGGGAGGUUGUGGACGUUGUGGAUCAUACAGACGGCUGGUGGCCUCUUCUGUGUGUGGCUCGGCCGCGCCAACACCCUUGUAACUGCCGUUGUGGCUAUGGUGCUCUUCUCUAUGGGGGCACAAGCUGCUUGCGGAGCCACCUUUGCAAUUGUGCCCUUUGUCUCCCGGCGAGCUCUAGGCAUCAUCUCGGGUUUAACCGGGGCUGGAGGGAACUUUGGAUCAGGGCUCACACAACUCCUCUUCUUCUCGACCUCACACUUCACAACUGAACAAGGGCUAACGUGGAUGGGAGUGAUGAUAGUCGCUUGCACGUUACCUGUGACCUUAGUUCACUUUCCUCAAUGGGGAAGCAUGUUCUUGCCUCCUUCCACAGAUCCAGUGAAAGGUACAGAGGCUCAUUAUUAUGGUUCUGAGUGGAAUGAGCAGGAGAAGCAGAAGAACAUGCAUCAAGGAAGCCUCCGGUUUGCCGAGAACGCCAAGUCAGAGGGUGGACGCCGCGUCCGCUCUGCUGCUACGCCGCCUGAGAACACACCCAACAAUGUUUGAUCAUACAUUCCACCCACGGUGGAAUGGUGAAGGAUGAUCGCAUAUAAGAAUAUGUCACACAGUGAAAAAAAAAAAUGCAAAUGUUAUCAAUGCUUGCAUAACAUUACUAUCUAUCUUUCAUUUACUAAACAAACCUUUUGCUUUUUGCCUUGAAAUCUUUUUAUUAUAUAUCAAAAUAUAUCUCUAUGUCUUGAGAUUUGAUUAUUUUGCAUAUAUCAUUAAUGAUUUGAUAAUAUUGGAACUGGAAACUCCUUUGUUCAAUUCAUUAAAGAAUUACACCGCACAAUAAAGACUAUCAUUGUAUCCCUUAAGUUGGUAAGGUGGGCGAAGGUAGGGUUAAGAAAUGAUCAUGACAUUUACUUUAUACUUAGCCUUGAGAGGUGACCAACUACUAAAUUGUCU
Messenger RNA from Arabidopsis thaliana (thale cress), 2111 nucleotides. Its product is annotated as nitrate transporter 2:1. The coding region runs from base 117 to 1709 and encodes 530 amino acids. Lineage: Eukaryota; Viridiplantae; Streptophyta; Magnoliopsida; Brassicales; Brassicaceae. The record is from RefSeq and is marked reviewed. Gene Ontology annotation, molecular function: nitrate transmembrane transporter activity; transmembrane transporter activity. The transcript is spliced from 3 exons. Gene Ontology annotation, biological process: transmembrane transport; nitrate transmembrane transport. Gene Ontology annotation, cellular component: plasma membrane.